AUGGAAAUUAAUAGAGCCGAAAACGGUGAGCAUAUCUCAUUACACGAAAAGGGGGGGAAUGAUCUCUGUUGGGGUGCAGACACUAUUAGACCCCACCAAUAUACUGAUAAAACGACAGCUUCCUCGCUUUUACCCCGUUCAAAAAAACAAAGUUUGAAAACAACAGAUCAAAAAUGGAAAGGACUUUCCGAACAACCUAAUAAAAACAAAAUGCUUUUGUCCCAUGAAAAAACACUAUAA
Caenorhabditis briggsae is the source of this 240-nucleotide messenger RNA. Lineage: Eukaryota; Metazoa; Nematoda; Chromadorea; Rhabditida; Rhabditidae. The record is from RefSeq and is a predicted model, not a curated record. The transcript has a single exon. The coding region runs from base 1 to 240 and encodes 79 amino acids.